GGAAUGCAGUGGCCAUGCUGUUUUUAAAAGCUGAAUGGAUGUUUCUGGGCUUCGUCCUGUGCAUCUCAGUGGCUCUGGGAAAAGAAAGAAGCAUCUGUAUCCUAAAAGGUUCUUCUGUUAAUCUGACCUGCUCUGCUGAAAAUUCAUCUGCCUCCAAGAGCUGGUACACCGUCAAGAGAAGCAAUACCAUGUUUGAUCUGAAAGAGCUUUCUGCAAACGGAAAUGUCACCUACAAAAUAACUGAAGAUGGUACUCUAACCAUCAGAGAUGUAAAACACAGUGAUAAUUAUUCUUACUGCUGCCAAGAAUCCAGCAGCAGACCUGAACUGUGCUGGGAGGACCGAACAAAGCUACACGUUGCAGACUUGCAAGUAAAGGUGUUUCCUGCCACAGAGGGACAGAAAGUAACUCUGAUGUGCACAACCAGCUGUCCUCUGACUGAAAGCCCUGCGGCCUUCAUCUGGUACAAGAACAGAAAGUUCCUCUAUGAGGACUGGUCCCCCUGGUACCAAGAGCUGGUCAGCAGUGAUCAGGCAGUCAGAUACUCCUGUGCUAUCAAAGGCUACGAGGACCUCAGAGCUCCUGAGGCCUCAGUGGCUUUCAUCAAUCCAGACUGCUUUGGUGUGACAUAUCCAAAAGCUGAAGUGUGUCCCAAGGAGCUGAAAUCAGCAGAUCAGCCCUGCUCCAUCACGUAUCCCAGAGAAGUACGGGUUGAAAUGAUCUCUGAGAAGGACUUUACAACACUGACCUGUAACACCAGCUGCCCUGCGUCUGACUCUCAUACCGCCUUUAGGUGGUACUGGAACAGAAAGCUGUUCAUGAACUGCACAAACCAGCAUAUUACAGUCUUUAAACAUUUUGCUUACAUCUCCUGUGCUGUUAAAAACAAUGAAUAUCUGCAGUCUGAUGAUAUCUGUAAGUAUUAUAUAACUUUUUCAUUGCAUUUCUGCCCAGGUGCUUUCUAGGCUGAAAUCAGUUUUCACUAAGCAUUUUAAGAUUUUUUUUUAGGCAAACGCCCCCCCUGUAGGAAUAUUAAUUAUGUCAGCAGGAGGUUCUGCAUGCUGGAAGGAUCUUCUGUAAACAUUUCCAGCAAAUACUCAAAACCAAAUUUUUCAGACACUACUUCUGAAUCAUGGCAUAAACUAAAGAGAAACAUGAAGGAGGCGGAUGUCACCACGAUUGAAGCUAAAGGUCGUGUGGAGCACUACAGAGUUGAUGAAAACCAACAUACGCUGAGAAUUAACAACCUGAGGAAGAAUGACUCAGGAGAAUACAUGUUCCGUCUCUAUAAGUAUGAAUAUCAACAGCCUGACUUGCUGGAAGUGAUCCUGGUGGUCACAGGUCUGAAAGUGACCAUGACUCCCUCUGAUGUGGUGACAGACGGUCAGAGAGUCACACUGACCUGCAGUACCAGUUGUCCUCUGACAGAAACCACGACCUACAUAUGGUUCUUUAAUGGACAGCUGCUGAGCCUGAGUGAGACCCAGAACAAGCAUGUUGUUCUAAACCCAGUCAGAACUCUGCAUGCAGGAAACUACUCCUGUGCAGUCAGAACCCACCAGAAUAUCAGUUCACCCCUGGAGGCUCUCACUGUCAAAAAAGAGAAAUUCGUGGCAGUAAUGAAUAUAACAAGACUGGCCUUUUUGUUGUUGUUCUCUCUUUUUGGAUGUAAACUAUACCUGAUCCUGAGAACAAUUGUGACUCCCACAGCAUAGCAGAGUGACAAAUCAAAAACUGAUGAGGAGACUGCACAUGAUGAGAGAAUCCCCCCAUUGGCCAGAAAUCCGUAUGCUGAAGGAGAACAAGAACAGCAACUGGACACCGUGUAAUGACUUGACUGUAGGCUGCAGUAAAUGACCUGAACCCAGCAAAUAAUAUUAAAGACAGAAUGCAGGAUAUGACUAAAAACCUUAGAUCUGAAAGAUAAAUUAGAGGCCUUUUCUGUUGAUAUCUCUUCCUGCUGGUUGGAUGUAAGUUCCUUAUUUGCACACAUUGGCAGAUGAAAUCAUGAGAUAGAAAAGCUAAUGAUAACCCUUUUGUCAAAUAAGAUGCAAACUGCUCUAUGUUACCACAAAAGUAAUGAAAGUCAUAUCACAUUUCAUAUGUCGAUUCUCUGUAAUAUUUAUUAAAUACACAUUUGUUAAAAUUCUAAACUUUUGAGACUUUUGAACUGAGAUGGACUGGUGACCUGUACAUCUCAGUCCAUCUCUUUAAGUUUUUUAAAUAUUUUCUGCCUCUUGAUGAACAAAUCAACAGCCUGAUUGAGAAAGUGUGCCCACCCUUAAAAAUAUUUAUUUAAAGCAACUUUUGAAUCAG
Messenger RNA from Girardinichthys multiradiatus, 2316 nucleotides. RefSeq lists its product as uncharacterized. Lineage: Eukaryota; Metazoa; Chordata; Actinopteri; Cyprinodontiformes; Goodeidae. The transcript has 9 exons. The record is from RefSeq and is a predicted model, not a curated record. The coding region runs from base 15 to 965 and encodes 316 amino acids.